Messenger RNA from Tripterygium wilfordii, 1664 nucleotides. RefSeq names its product glycosyltransferase BC10. Lineage: Eukaryota; Viridiplantae; Streptophyta; Magnoliopsida; Celastrales; Celastraceae. Gene Ontology annotation, molecular function: glycosyltransferase activity. Bases 240 to 1199 code for a protein of 319 amino acids. Gene Ontology annotation, cellular component: membrane. The record is from RefSeq and is a predicted model, not a curated record. The transcript has 10 exons.
GCAAAAACAACCCUCCAUUGUUCCUUCCCAAGCCAACUCCAGCUUGACUCGAGUCUUCACUUCUUUUAGUCUCUUCGAGUUCACGGUUUCCAAUUCACUAACCCAGUCCACGUGAUUCUGCAAUCACUCAUUGGAUCUGGACCUCCAGUUCCCCAGUCUUCUCGAGUUCUUCUCUCUGCAGCUUCUAUAUACAUGCUAAUUUUACAUGGUUGUGGAGAGAGCGUCACUGUGUGAGCUAAAUGAAGCGGAAGGUUGCGCAACAGAAAUCGAGCGACAAAUGGAAGAGGAAGGUGUUUGCGGCGAUUCUUUUGGUGGUUUGCGUAGGAAGCUUGGUGUAUAUGCAGACCCGGUGCAGUCAAAUCAUGGCGCUCGCAUCAUUGCGGUCUCAAUUUGUUCCGAAACCGAAGAUCGCAUUCUUGUUUAUUGCGCGAAAUCGGCUUCCGCUCGAUAUGGUGUGGGAUGCUUUCUUUAAGGGAGAGGAGAACCGCUUUUCAAUUUUUGUUCACCCAAGGCCGGGGUUUAUAUUCAACAAGGCAACCACAAGAUCUGUCCAUUUUAUGAAUCGUCAAGUUAAUGAUAGCAUUCAGGUAGAUUGGGGAGAGGCAAGCAUGAUAGAGGCGGAGCGUAUUUUGCUGAGGCAUGCACUCGAGGACCCUUUUAAUGAACGCUUUGUGUUUCUCUCAGAUAGCUGCAUUCCUCUGUACAACUUCAGCUACACAUAUGACUAUAUCAUCUCAACAUCAACUAGUUUUGUAGACAGUUUUGCUGAUACAAAAGAGGGUCGAUAUAAUCCAAAAAUGUCUCCUGUUAUUCCUGUACACAAUUGGAGGAAAGGCUCUCAGUGGGCUGUUCUUAAUAGAAACCACGCUCAGGUUGUGGUGAAUGACACUACCGUCUUUCCUAUGUUUCAACAGCAUUGCAAGAAGAAGUCCCUACCUGAGUUUUGGCGGGAUCGCCCACUUCCAGCUGAUGGUUCCAAGGAGCACAAUUGCAUAUCAGAUGAACAUUAUGUACAGACGUUACUGGCUCAGGAAGGCCUUGAAGGGGAAGUCACUCGAAGAUCACUUUCGCAUAGUUCAUGGGAUCUUUCAGCCUCCAAAGACCGCGAACGUCGUGGAUGGCAUCCGGUGACUUAUAAGCUUGCUGAUGCUACUCCUAUGCUUAUUCAAUCUAUAAAGCUACUGGAACAUAACCAAUGACACUCUAAUGCAUAGGAAGUUUACUCUGUUCUUUCCAGUUCUGAUUGUUGUGAAACAGUUUGGUUCCUAAUAUGUAAUUUAUUUCAAUGUGAUAACAAACCUAUUGUUUGGGACAUAUGAUACAAAUGCUGUUUUUUUAUUAGUUAGACUAGUCAGUGGAUAUUAUUUAAAUAAGAGUAUCAUCUUUAAAAAACCUCAUAUAUAUCUCUUUAUCCUGUUUACCUGUAUUCCACGUCCCCAAUUAAUCCAGCAUAUGAAAUACAAACAGUCAUAUUUUCCUUGGUUUCGGUGUCCUGAAACUUUCUAAUGCUAAAUGUACACCACCUUUUUGUAUUUAUAGAACUCUUGCAUUAUCAAGCCCAUCCAAUAGUUGUUCUAUACUAGAAUGAUUAGACAAGCUGGAUAUUAGAUAUCUUUAAAGGCUUUGGGUGUGCAAUUACUCCCAAACAGGUUUUAAUUUAUGUU